GGCUUCAGUCUGUCCUGAGCAGCGCGCGGAGCUGAGCUGAGGAUUCGUAAGAAAUAAGCAGAACAGAGUCUUCAUCAUCUUUUCUAGUUACUCCGUUGGUAAUAGCUAUUCUUACCAUGGCUACUCCUCCUAAGAGAAUCUGCUCCAGCCCCGUUUUCAACAACAGCUUCGAGAAGCGAGUGAAGAAGAUCUCAAUCGAAGGAAACAUUGCUGCUGGGAAAUCGACUUUUGUGCGGCUGCUGGAAAGAGAGUCAGAUGAGUGGGAAGUCAUACCGGAACCCAUUGGGAAGUGGUGCAAUGUUCAGACUGCAGAGAACGAAUAUGAGGAGCUCAGCACAUCCCAGAAGAGUGGAGGCAACCUGCUGCAGAUGUUGUAUGACAAGCCCAGCCGCUGGUCCUACACCUUCCAGAGCUAUGCUUGUCUGAGUCGUGUUCGUGCCCAGCUUCAGCCCCCAUCUGCCAAGCUGCAACUGGCAGAGAAACCAGUCCAGUUCUUUGAGCGCUCCGUCUACAGUGACCGAUAUAUCUUUGCUUCAAAUCUCUUUGAGUCUGGAGAUUUGAAUGAGACUGAGUGGGCCAUCUACCAGGACUGGCAUGGCUGGCUCCUCUCUCAGUUUGAGUCUGAGAUUGAGCUUGAUGCAAUGAUUUACCUGCGUGCAGAUCCUGAGAGAUGCAUGCAGCGUCUUAAAUUGCGAGGACGAGAGGAAGAACUGGGCAUUCCUCUGGAAUACUUGGAGCAACUUCAUUAUAAGCAUGAAUGCUGGCUCUACAACAGAACUACACAGCUUGAUUUUGAGUACCUGAAGGAUCUCCCCAUUCUGGUACUGGAUGUUAAUGAUGACUUCAAAAGUGACAGAAUUAAACAGCAUGAAGUGAUGGACAAGGUGAAGGAGUUCCUGAGUACAUUGUGACUUGCUGCAGUCAAGCGCUCAGUUCUCUGGCAACUUGUUUUGCUAAUAGGCCUUUUUUGAUUUUUGAACUUGAUACACUUGUAUUGUGUAAGUAUGAGGUGUUAGAAAUGUAAAGGAACAUACAGUGUCAACUGCCAAAUUCCAUUAGGCACAAAACAACCAGACUUUUUAACCUGACCUUUUUAAAACUUGAUCACCAGUAUGGCAGUUUUGUUGCUGAACUUUCUGAUAGGAAACACAAUCACCUCAAGUCAUGAGUUGUUUGCUUAAACCAAUAGCAAGAGUGUCCCACAUGAUUUUAGUGCUAUAGCUUAUAUUUGUAAAUAUGUAUUUAUGUAUAUGGCAUUAAAUUGCACUUUUUGUUUUA
This is a messenger RNA of Pygocentrus nattereri (red-bellied piranha), 1278 nucleotides long. RefSeq names its product deoxynucleoside kinase. Gene Ontology annotation, biological process: nucleobase-containing compound metabolic process. The transcript has 7 exons. Gene Ontology annotation, molecular function: ATP binding; deoxyguanosine kinase activity. NCBI's taxonomy places the organism in Eukaryota, Metazoa, Chordata, Actinopteri, Characiformes, Serrasalmidae. The coding region runs from base 117 to 911 and encodes 264 amino acids. Gene Ontology annotation, cellular component: mitochondrion; cytoplasm. The record is from RefSeq and is a predicted model, not a curated record.